AUGGCGGUAGUUGUUCUGCAGGCUGCUAGCAGGCUUUCGGGGUAUGAUGUGGCUCUACUAUGCGGGAGUCAGUCGCGAAACGCCCUCUCGAGCAGAGUACGCAAAGGCUGCCCAAGGCUUCUAUCCACGGUCCGAAUAAAAGCUCGCCUGCGAUGCCUUACGGCUGUAGUUGCCGGAGGGAGAUAUCCAAGACAUCAAUUUCACAUCGACUCGGACUUUUUAGUUGCAAGCGAUGAGGAUGCAUUGACAAAAUUGUCUCGCUCUAUCAUGCUGCCCAGCAUAGUCGUUGUCGUGGUCCACACAUCAUUCCAUCCACCGGUGGGUUUCUUCGCCCAGUGUUUCGGAGGCGCACCGAGCUUUGGACCCUUGACGAAGUUACGAUAA
Messenger RNA from Pochonia chlamydosporia 170, 384 nucleotides. RefSeq lists its product as hypothetical. The record is from RefSeq and is a predicted model, not a curated record. NCBI's taxonomy places the organism in Eukaryota, Fungi, Ascomycota, Sordariomycetes, Hypocreales, Clavicipitaceae. The transcript has 3 exons. The coding region runs from base 1 to 384 and encodes 127 amino acids.